Hyaloperonospora brassicae is the source of this 945-nucleotide messenger RNA. Lineage: Eukaryota; Oomycota; Peronosporomycetes; Peronosporales; Peronosporaceae. The record is from the annotation of a GenBank genome assembly.
AUGGACGCGGCGGAGGUAGAGAUCCGACUGCGCGCGUUCUACGCCAAGCACAACCCAGGCAACGACCAGAACAUUGCAGAGAUUGUACGUCGAUUCGAAGGCCGAGAGCAGCAAUUGUGCGCGAAACUGUAUCAAAAGUACGGAGAAGAGCUGGACCUGACGGGGAACGCUGGCGGUCGCGCUGACGAAGCGACGACAGGAGGUGCAGAAGUGGUCGCGAACGCCACGUACGAGCGCGACUUCAAGCCGUACGCACUGCCUCAAGCCACUGCAAGUCCGUUGGAUGUCCGUUCGGCUCAAUUUGAUGCUCGCAAAGCUCUCGAAGCUCGAACAGAGCACGUCCAGCUGCCUGUGACGACGGUUUAUCCAUUGGACAACAUCCAAAAGUGUCGGCAUUUGCUACCAGAGUCGGAUCCGAACCGGAAGGCGCUCGUUAGGCUACAGAAGUCACGACCGUCGGCAGUAGCAAAGGAAAAAGAGGCGGCGUGUAUAAAGAGGAUGGGAGAAUCUGCUGCUGCACCGUCACUUUUCGAGCAGCUCGCGGAUACGUACUUGGAUGGACCGUUUCGCGUCCUACGUCGGUGUUUUCUUGAGCGGACAAAGGUGUUCGUUGUACUUCGUCGUGUCAAUAGCGUGCGUGGCACGUGCCAUGGGUUUUUGAAAGCGUUUGAUAAGCACCUGAAUCUGGUGAUGCUGGACGUCACGCAAGAGUUUGUUCCCCACUUCACCCAUGAAAAAGUACUGCGACAAGUACAGGAAGGGACUCGCACUACUAGCGAUGCUGUGUUCUCGGCAGCAAAUGGACGUCGCAAUCGACGCGUCUUUGCUGGUGCGGGAGGCACGCGGCGCGUGUACGUCAAGCAGUUAUUCAUCCGUGGUGACAACGUUGUAUCAGUCAGUGCCGAUUUCGCCGACUCGGCUGUUGACGGGUCGCGACAGAGCUGA